AGCAGAUACGGGAAGGCGCAAACCAGAAAAAAGGUCCACAAAUUCCUCUUUCUCGUUCUGCUUCCGCCAGAUCACCGCCGGGGAUCGGCGUUUGUUAUCUCAUAAAACACCGGCACCACCGUAGAUGGCGUCAACUCCUCCGGUCUUCGAUCACGUCUCUGUUUCUCUACUCCGUACUACCGCCGCCUCCCUACCGGCCACCGCUUUCUUCCACCAUCAGAUGCCUAGUCUAAUCUCAUCUCAUCCAGUGCUCGCCUCUAGACUUUCUUCUUCGUGCCGCCUUUCGGGGUCUCGUAGACCAGCUCUCACCGUCGCUGCAGCUGCCACAUUGAUGUCUAGUUCUGUGCCGAAAAGUGGAGUAUUGAUUGUGGGUGAUUUUAUGACCAAGAAAGAGGAUUUGCAUGUGGUAAAGCCCACGACAACUGUAGAUGAAGCAUUGAAAGCUCUUGUGGAGAACAGAAUAACUGGCUUUCCUGUAAUUGAUGAUGACUGGAAACUGGUUGGGGUGGUAUCAGAUUAUGACUUGCUAGCACUGGAUUCUAUAUCAGGCACUUUACGAGCUGAAACUGACAUGUUCCCUGAGGUCGAUAGCACUUGGAAAACAUUCAAUGAGGUACAGAGGCUACUCAGUAAAACCGACGGGAAAGUGGUUGGCGAUUUGAUGACUUAUGCCCCGUUAGUAGUUCGUGAAAACACCAAUCUCGAGGAUGCCGCUAGUUUAAAUGUCAGAUUGUUGCUUGAAACCAAAUAUCGGCGCUUGCCCGUUGUAGACGGCGAAGGGAAGUUGGUUGGGAUUAUUACAAGAGGAAACGUGGUAAGAGCUGCCCUGAAAAUAAAAAAAGAAAACGAAAUGAAAGCAUGACAUUAGAACUUGGUUUGUAUAUGUAAUAUUGUAAUUUAUGAUACAAAAGGUCUACAUUUAUUAAUAAAGUCAUAGGGUAAAACACCCAUUAAUCGCAUUCGAGAAAGGUGGAUUUUUUACUA
Messenger RNA from Cynara cardunculus var. scolymus (artichoke), 984 nucleotides. RefSeq names its product CBS domain-containing protein CBSX1, chloroplastic-like. The transcript is spliced from 8 exons. The record is from RefSeq and is a predicted model, not a curated record. Bases 125 to 862 code for a protein of 245 amino acids. Lineage: Eukaryota; Viridiplantae; Streptophyta; Magnoliopsida; Asterales; Asteraceae.